GUAACUUUUUAAAGCAUUUGCAUGAUGGGUUUGUUUGAAAAUGCUGCAGUAUUAGGACAUAUUUGUGUAUGUGAAAGCAGUGGAGAAAAUUGCAUGAUAUCCUCUAGGCUUAUCUACAGUUGCUUACAUGCAAUAACUCAUUUUACAUCAAAAACAUACAUCUGAAUGAGCUGAAGGGAGGGUGGGCUUGAAAUGCACAGAUUUCCUGCUGGUUUAAAAACAUUCCGUAUGUCACAGCAUCAUGUAACUCCUAUCGGGAAAACAGACUACAGAUCUGAAUGCUAAGUAUUGGUAUAGUCUUCUAAUUCCAUUCAGAGUUUAAGGAUACUGAGAUUAAGCACAUAAAUACUAAAUGAACAAUACAUUUGAUUCUUAAUGUGGAUCAGGUUUUUGACACUGAACAGACAGGAAAACUGUAUGUUUACCAAUAUAAAAAUAUAGUGUUCUCCUUUUCUCAGUACAAGGGUUUCUCAGUACAUGGCUACCUCAAAAAUAAGGGUCCUGCACUCUAACUUCUCAUUAUAAGGCUCCGUAUUAUAAAAAAAAAAAAAAAUGAAGGCAUUCUGCCUUCUUACUGUGUGUAUAAUCUUUAUAGCAAACCCUUCACUGUGGAAUCCACUGCAAAAAUCCACCUCCAGGGAGCACUAUAGGUAGUUAAAUAUUUAGAAGGACUAUAAUUAAGGAAAUAGUGUAGCAGGGCUUGCCAUUCUUUUGGUAAAUAGACACUGAAUAUUUUUGAGGAAAUGGAUUUAGCAUAGACACAGGCCAGAACUGAAAUACCUACAUGUACCAAAAUAACCUACCAGGAGUAGGUGCAGUAACAUGACCUGUCAGGUAACCGUCAAGAUGAAGGUUGAGUGGACCAGAGUAAGAUAUUAAUGAACGGAUGGACUCUGCUGGUAAGAUCGGCCAUCCCACCAUGACAACUGAUGUGUCAGAAGCUGGGGAAUUGUGUCUGGAACCUCUAGUCACUUGCAAGCUAUGUCUCUGUGAACAUUCUCUUGAUAAGAUGACCACUCUUCAAGAAUGCAGCUGCAUCUUCUGUACAGCGUGCCUAAAGCAGUAUAUGCAGCUGGCAAUUCGAGAAGGCUGUGGUUCUCCCAUCACUUGUCCAGACAUGGUGUGCUUGAACCAUGGGAUCCUACAAGAAGCAGAGAUUGCCUGUUUGGUACCUGUUGAUCAGUUUCAGUUAUACCAGCGACUGAAAUUUGAAAGAGAAGUCCACUUGGACCCAUGCAGAACGUGGUGCCCUGCUGCUGACUGCCAGACCAUGUGCCAUGUUGAACUGAUUGACUCAGGGCAAGCAGUGCCUGUAGAAUGCCCAGCUUGUCACCUGAAAUUCUGUUCAUCCUGCAAAGAAGUGUGGCACCCAGAGCACUUGUGCCAGGAAAACCAACCCAUUGUAAUACCAACUGAGCAGGGAGCACUUACCAGGACUGACACAGAGGCUCCAAUUAAACAGUGCCCAGUGUGCCGGAUCUAUAUUGAACGAAAUGAAGGCUGCGCUCAAAUGAUGUGUAGGAACUGCAAGCAUACAUUUUGCUGGUACUGCCUACAGAACUUGGAUAAUGAUAUCUUCUUACGACAUUAUGACAAAGGCCCCUGCAGAAACAAACUGGGCCAUUCUCGAGCCUCAGUUAUGUGGAACAGAACACAGGUUGUGGGGAUCCUGGUGGGAUUGGGUAUCAUAGCGCUGGUGACUUCUCCCUUGCUGCUUGUGGCAUCUCCAUGCAUCAUCUGCUGUGUCUGCAAAUCCUGCAGGGGCAAAAAGAAAAAGCAUGCCCCACCGACAACCUAAAACUCUGUCUGUUUCUUCCUCAGUCUAUAUAGUAGGUGUAUGUGAGAAAGCACAAAGAUUGGGUUUUGGAGCCAUACCUACCAAAUAAUUCUCCCUCUACUUGCCAACUUUGAGGCUAAGUGCCUAUUGUUUUCAGACCACUAUAUUGCUUGCAAACCACAGUUCAGGAAAUGACUGGGGGAUUGUAGUGUGUAAACGUAAUUUUUAAAAAAAGGUCACUGUCAAGUAAUUCAGCCACAAAUAUGAUCCACCUUUAAAACUGUUAGAAUCUUGUAGAAAGAGGGAUCUUCCAGAAUCUGAACAUGUAUUUAUCCUGCAAUAUUGUUCUUCUGCUUCUGCAGAACCAGUCAUGCAGCCAGUAGAGGGAGUACAGGCAAAUGAACAAGCCCACUUCUUAGUACUCUGCUGAUUUAUAAAGUAAAAGAAGAAAAAGCAUGUUGCCAUUAUCUGCUGGCUUGUGACCUAUUUAAAAUAACAAAUAUAUGUUUACAUAUAUUUGAUAACUUCCCUUCAACCAGAUGCCACAGCAUUUUGUGUUGAAGGGGUGAGGUGGGGGAGGGGAAUACUAGAGAAAUAAUGAAGAGGAUAUUUACCAAGAAUGGAUUCUGGUAAUUAUCAUUUCAUAACUAAACUAUUGUAUUGUAUGAUUGUACUACAGUGAACACACUCACUUAUGCCACACCAGUGAUUUUUGGUGUAUUACACCAUUACCAAUGACCUACACCACACUAAACUAUGUUUAAAUUAUAUUAUUUAGGUGUAUUACCUAACAACUGUGAAAAUACCAUGUGCAUCUCACAAUCAGCACAAAUAUAAAACCAGAUGAUAUAGCUAUUGCACACUCUGAUCUUAAUUGGAUAUUCAUUACUAUGAAAAAGGGGCCAAACUAGCUGCUGUUGAUGUCAAUGGUAUUUUUACUUAUCGAUUUCAGUGGGAGCAGUAGCAACCAAUAAAAUAUUCUUUCCUAUUAAAAAAAAACAAAAAACUCAUUUGCCAAUGCCUCAGUGGAAAUCACUGUCUUGUAUAUGCUGUGUUAAAAGGUGAUGUUACAAGUCAACCAUGGCACAUCUUUCUUGAAAUGUUAGGUUUAUAUACAUGGCUCUUCAUUCUUGGGCUGACCGCUCUAGCUACUUCUGGCUCCAUUUCCCUCUACCUUUUGUGAGUACUGUGGAUGUUGUAAACUUCUGGAAACAAAUCUAAUGUUUUAGCGAAGGCCAUGCUACAUCUCCCAUAGAAUAUGCAGGAAACCAUAUACGAUGCAUGUAUGUAUAGGUAUGGUGUGUGUAUGUAUGUACCCACACAAAGUACAUAAUAUUUAAUAAUUUGUGUGUGUGUACACGCACACACAGUUCUUUAUACAUUUUAAACAGGUUAUACAGGGUAGCAACAAGAAACUUGCAAAAAUUACUUAGUACAGGUUUCAGAUGUGGCCAACCCAUCCCACCAAGUAACCCUUUUAGAAAUAAGAAAAGGAGUACUUGUGGCACCUUAGAGACUAACCAAUUUAUUUGAGCAUGAGCUUUCGUGAGCUACAGCUCACUUCAUCAGAUGAGCUCACGAAAGCUUAUGCUCAAAUAAAUUGGUUAGUCUCUAAGGUGCCACAAGUACUCCUUUUCUUUUUGCAAAUACAGACUAACACGGCUGUUACUCUGAAACCUUUUAGAAAUGUUGCAACUAACACAAAUCCCUGGAUAAAUAUUAGCUGUAUUCAUUGGUAGUUUUUAUUUCUAUCCCCCAAAAGGGUAAAGAGCACUGUUAUUAAUUUAUUAGUUACUUUGUCUCUAAAAGGCUGUUAUUUAAUGCUCUAGUUUAAUUUGGUUCUUCAUUGCAAGCAUGAUUCAGAUCCUGAUCUGAACUAUGCCAAUGUAAAUUCAGAAUAACUCUUCUGAAGCUCAUGGAUUUCACUCCGGAUUUGCAUGGGAAUAACAGAUCAAAUUCUGAUCCAUGGUGUUUAUACCACCAUUAGCUGGUGCUUACUUGUGUUAUGGGAUCCUGUUUGUGCAUUUGAUAUUUGUGGCAAUUUACAUGCGUUUUCUCUACAAUCAGUAGUAAUUCCAACCCCAGUUGGCAAGGGCUGUAUGGAGAAUGAAAUGUGAUGCAAAGUCAGAAAAAGGUAUCCAAUCCUCUAGCCUACCCUCCCUCUCAGGCUACAAAGAGAAAACUAAAGUGAACAUCAAUUUUAUUUUGUUUGGCUAAGCCUCAGGAACUUUGCCUUCUUGGCAGCUGUAAAUGUGACCUUUUCGUUCAACUUCGCUCUCUGACUGCUGAAACAGUGGUAAACAUCUUAUUUUAAGGAAGCAUAGUCUGCAGAGCAGACUAACAGGGACAAAGGCCUUAAAUAAUAGUGUCUGCUUCUCUUUGAAAAAAAUUAAUGUUGAAUGAAUUUGCUACCAAUAAUGACUGGAAGGUAGACAGUGUACUAGUCUGAAAGACUGUAUUUAUUCUUCAUCCAGAGCUUCUAAGUGAAGCAGGAAGGUAGUCAGUACACUCUAAAUAUAGAGUACAAUGCAGGCCAAUGUGAUUUAUGAUAAGCUGAGAGUAUUUUAUGUAUGUGUUUUCUUUAGGAGCGGUAAUGGUAGUGUUGGGGAUUACUCAUGACAAAUUAAAAUGUUCAGCCUUUGGCCUUGCACUGUUUUUCUACCUACACUUUUACAGCACCACUGUCAUUUCCAGUUUAUCCAUGAACUUCUAGUAGAGAAACUCACUUGAACAAACUCCCAAGAGCAAAUUGCUGGAGAGUUGUAAAGUCUUUUUAAUCAUAACCAAUGGCAUGAUAUUCUAUAUCCCUCACCUGUUAAACCUCAUGGUGUUUUUCAUAUUUUGUAUGUAUUCAUUCUGUCCAAACAACUGUCCACUCAGUGGGGUUGGUACACUUCUUCCCCUCUUGUUAUGCUGGAAGUCCAGUGUUGCCUAACAAAUGAAGUUCCUUUCUUAAUUGUAAAAGUUUUUUGUCAUUAAUGCUGCAGUUACAAACCAGGGGCUGAAUUCUGCUCUCAGUUAUACAGACGUAACAGAGGGCAGAAUUUUUCCCAAUGUACAUUGAUGGCUAUAAGGUAAUUGCAUUCCUCAGUUAUGUUAACAGAAUGCAAAUUCUGUCCCUUUUCAGUGUUAUAGAAUUAUCUAAAUUUUAAUGUGAAUCUCUGGUUAUUUAACAAACAGCAGAUUUUUAUAAAAUGGUUCAGAAUCUAAAGUUUGAUUUCCUUAUGAUGCAAAUUCAGAAUACUAGAUUUAGUUUAAUUUAAAUAAACACGCACGCCACAGCACUGAAAAAACAGAUGAUAGAAUUUCGUUUUACUUUGCGUGCAUUACUUUAGAAUCAAGGUAGUUUAUUUCUGAAGCAAUGUUUUACACAGUACUCUAAUUACUCUAGAACAGCAUUUUAAAACUUAAAACUAUGAACCUUACCAGCCGGGUUUUCCUUAAAAAGGGUGUGUGUGCUGCAUCAAUCCAUUUUUGGUUUUUGAAAGCACAGUUUAUCUGAGGCUGUGCAACAACCUAAGCACUGAUGCGGCCAGCUGUUAGCCCAUGUGCUAACUUUGCGUGAGUAAAGUUACAGGAAUGCUUAAGUACUGGUAGCAUUGGGGCUCUUUUGCUUGAUGCAGCUGUUGCUUAGUUAUUCUGCACCACUGGCCAGAUAAUCAAGCAGUCACAAUGAAUCUGUUCCGGGAUUCCAAAGAAAUAACUUGAGGCAGAAGAUUUUUAAAGUGUUUGCAAAUGCAGCAAGUUAUGUAAGCAAGAUAGUAGUGCCAAAAGUCCAAAGGGUCCUGGGACACAGGGUACAUAUACCUUCUUUAAGUAAUGCCACCGUGAAUCUCUUACAACGCCAAAAACUCUCAAUGAGUGUUGGACAUCAGAACCAGAUUUGAUUCAUACUGUGCCAGAAUUUACUUCGCUUAUUAUUGUCAAUCUACAGUUUUUUUUCCCCCAGUGCUUUUGAUCUUGUAGUGACUAACAUGAAGGCUAGCAUAUUCAGAGGGAUUAUGGAUUAAUAGACUGAGCCUGGGAUUUAUGGGAUGAGCUUUUCUCCAUUCAAGUCCCAACUAUAACACGGACUUGCUUUGUGGCUUUGGGAAAAUCAGUGUAGUUGGUCACCUAAAAUUACUUGUCACUUCUGAGAACAUAGACCCUGGAGCCUCAGUUUCAAAGGUGCCAACCAUGGAGUUCGGUUUAAAUUUUGGUUGCUCAGCAUCUCUGAAAUUAGGCUCUAGAUGUCUGAAGAGUGGCACCUAAAAUUAGAGGCCACUUUCAGAAAAUUGACUCUUAACUUCAGUGGGCCAAAUCUUCAGCUCAUGUAAAUUUUCAUAGUUCUACUGCAGACAAUGAAGCUAUGCCAAAUACACCAGAUGAGAAUCUGCCCCUGUGACUCUCAGGUCCCAAUUAUAAAAUGAGAUAAUACCUGGUUACAAUAAGCACCAUUAAAUGGUAAAUAUUUACCAUGUUUAUGGUAUAAAUGCUUCUCUACAGUAUCUGUUUUAACUUAGACGAUACAUAGUCAAUGCUGCAGUAACUGAUUAUUUUUAAUGGUGUAUGUUUUAUUUACCUCACAGAAGGGGAUGAAGAUUAACAAUAGUUAAUGUUAGUUCAGUGCUUUGAAGACGUUAAGUGCUUUGUACUGCUAUUUGUCCAGUAACAUAACAUAGAAUAAGAAGUCCAAAGAAAAUCUAAAGUGUACAUAGUGUUUACAUGAUUAGAUUAAAAUGAAUGUUAAACCAUAUUUUCUUAUUGUGUGUGAAAAUACGUAAAUUAGCAAAGAUCAGUUUCACCUCUCAGUUGUCACAAAGAGGUGGUGAUAAUAUGAACAUCUGGCUGACAUGUAUUUGGGUAUCAAUGGGUGAUUGCAUGGUCGUGCCUGCUACUUUUUGUUAAGCUUGAGUUCCAGCUUCCAUUGUAGUCCUUCCUUUUCAGUUGCUCUUAUCUUUCUCAGGCAGGUUUCUUUUUUGCACUUUGUUUGAGGCCAGAUAGUUUAGAACAAAAUAAGUGGAGCUGUUUAGUUACAUGAGGAUGAAAACCCCCAGCAUGAUAUCGUAAGUUAUAAUCAGAACUUCUAUAUUCAGGUAAUGAUUGAAGCUAGAAAUUUCAUACUUGGGUUGUUUUGUAAAUCUUAUUAAAACUUAAAAUUCGGUAAUGGAAUGCAUAGACUAACUGCUCUGGUACAGAUAUCAGGGAUAAAAGCCCCUGGCGCUUAUGAGCUUCAGAUGAGAGAGAGUUGUCUUUAGUCUUUGGGGAUUAUGAUGAAAAAAAUCCAGAUAGAUAGUCAUGUUAAAUACAUGCAAACAUGGUUAUACUCUGCUGCUGAACAUCCUAGGAUUCCAAUUCCCUAUAAAUGUACUUGGAGUUCUGGUAAACUUACACAGAAGAUUGAAGUCUGAUCCUGCAUACACUCACAAAUGCAAGUGCCAUUACUCUCAAGUAGCACUAUAAAAUACUACAUAAUUUUUAAAAUAAGCAGCUUAUGACAGACAUAAAAAUACCUCUCUCUUGGAAGUGUCAGCUCUCAUGCCAUUGCAAACACUGCUGUAUGAUAAACUUACUGCUAAGAUUUUGGAGAACUUCAGUAUACAUUUAAUUUUUAAAUAAAACUAGUCCUUAAUCAGCAAAACAUUUAGGCAUAUGCUUAAGUGCUUUGCUGAACAGGGAUAGACUGCUGAAUUGAGGCCUCAACGAUUUAUUGAGUUGUGGCAUGGAGCUCAGUUAUUGAUGAUGAACACAAACUAAAGGUCUGAUUCCACAAACACUUACACUCAUAAUAAUCUCAUACACACAUCAUACAGCAAGUUCCUUACUCUAAUCAUUCAUCAUGGGACAACUAUUUUAUUUUCUGUGUAAAUGGUCUUUAACUUGGGUACAUUUAGCAACAAGUUAAAAUACAGUAGCAUGUAACAUGUAAAAUAUAGUAGUAUGUAAUUAGAACAGGAGUACUUGUGGCACCUUAGAAACUAACAAAUUUAUUUGAGCAUAAGCUUUCGUGGGUUACUUCAUUGGAUGCAUAGAAUGGAACAUAUAGUAAGAGAUUUAUUUUUAUAUAUAAAAAAUACAGAGAACAUGAAAAGGUGGAAUUUGCCAUACCAACUGUAAGAGGCUAAUUAAGAUGAGCUAUUAUCAGCGGGAGGAAAAAAACUUUUGUAGUGAUAAUCAAGAUGGCUCAUUUAGACAGUUGACAAGAAGGUGUGAGGAUACUUAACAUGGGGAAAUAGAUUCAAUAUGUGUAAUUGAUAUCAAUAUAUUUGAAAAUGUGUAAAAACAUCUAAUUUCCAUUGGUAUUCAUUGUUUAACAGUGUGAUUAAAACUGCAAUUAAUCGCAAUGAAUUUUUUUGAGUUAAUCGCGUGAUUUAACUGCAAUUUAAUCGUCAGCCCUAGUUUUGUUGUAUUCCCCAAAGUCAGUGUGCAGCAAUCCAACAUCACUGACUUCAAUAGUUAGACAAAUUUACUUCCUUAUCAAUAACAUUUUUGACAGCCACAAAAUCUGACUAUUCGUGAUACAGCUGUUUCAUUCAGUGCCAGCAGCUUUUAAGCAGAACGUUGAGUAGAUUUCAGUAGGGAGUUCUGCUUGAAAAACGAUGGCAACAUUUAACUCUCUCGGCCCCUUCCAUAAGAAAUGAGAGAGCCAAACUUCACAGCAAAGUAUCUGAUCCCUUCACUUUGCAUUCUACUGUUGGCUGCUGGCCUAUUCGCUUAAAAAAAACCCAGCAGAUUCAAUUAUUUGAAACGUGAAUAGUUGUUUAAGCAUGCUAUAUUUUAAAUGAACAAAUAAGAGAAAAAAAGUAUACAAAGCAGGUAUUAGCAUUGCAAAUACCAAGCGUGACAUUUAUACUGUGAGACCUGUUAUCGAGAUGCCACAUAGUAUUGGGUAUCUUUUUUUAAUAAAGAUUUUAUUUUAAAUGUGUAAUUAAAUUAAACAUACAAAUAAAAAGAGGGUGUAGCUCUACCAGUAAUGUGAAUUGACACCAGUCCUGCAACGAUUUAUGUAUGUAAUUACUUUUACACAAUGUGAAUAGUAUCAUUGACUUUGACGGGGCCGUUCACAAUGCAUAAAGCUAAUUCUGCAAAACUCUUUGCAGGAUUGAGGUCUCAUUUUGGGACAUGAGGCACAACACUUUAUUUUCAUAUCCAUCAUAAUGUAAAUGAAAACAUCUUAAAAAAUCUGUUGGAUAAGGGCAGGAAAUGGGGCACUGGAUUAUUGUAUAUGAUAAAUAGUAUGUUAGAGAGGAGUAGUUUCAGAAAUUAGCGGUAAAAUUCAGCCAAUAGUAGCCCACCCACUACUUAAGCCCACUGAAGUCUCAGGAUGUGUUGGCUUUUUGCUGGCCUUUUGCCUGAGGCUGAAUUUCACCGAAAAUGACUAGAUACUGUUUCUUUGGUACCUGUUUGAAGUUGUUUUGUUUUUCUAAAUAAUACACUUUCUUCACCAUCCUUAACUUGGUGAAGGGUGAAAGACUUUGAUCUUUGUAAGAUUCACUAAACUAUUUUUAUGUUUAAAAGAAGGUCGACAUGUAUAAAGAAAUUAUAAAUGCUUUUGUAAAUUUUGUUUCGGCAUUUAAAUGAUUUACAAAUGCAAUGUGCUGCACUCUGUGCAUAUAUUCAUACACUCUGUAUUUAUAUUCUGCCUCUGAGGCUUACUUCUUUGUUUCCCCGCCUCCUUCUAAUGUCAUAAAAUGCAACAUUAAAAAUGUAAUGUACAGACAA
Molecule: messenger RNA, 9478 nt
Organism: Chelonia mydas (Green sea turtle)
Lineage: Eukaryota; Metazoa; Chordata; Testudines; Cheloniidae
Gene: RNF144B
Product: ring finger protein 144B
Exons: 8
Coding region: 887-1798 (303 amino acids)
Biological process (GO): protein polyubiquitination; ubiquitin-dependent protein catabolic process; positive regulation of proteasomal ubiquitin-dependent protein catabolic process
Cellular component (GO): cytoplasm; ubiquitin ligase complex; mitochondrial membrane
Molecular function (GO): zinc ion binding; ubiquitin protein ligase activity; ubiquitin conjugating enzyme binding
Source: RefSeq, a predicted model, not a curated record